Messenger RNA from Clonostachys solani, 1602 nucleotides. NCBI's taxonomy places the organism in Eukaryota, Fungi, Ascomycota, Sordariomycetes, Hypocreales, Bionectriaceae. The record is from the annotation of a GenBank genome assembly.
AUGGACUCACGGCUCACACCGCAACUCGCAGCCUCCUCCACGGCCAGGCCCAUCCACUCCGCUCUUCCCAUAGAGGUGCUUCAUCUGAUAUGCGGACAUCUGCCAAAUAGCGACAUCAAGAAUCUGCGUCUCACGUCCUCGUUCUUCGCCACCGCAGCCCGCCUGGAUUUCCGCCGCGUCUUCCUGUCCGCGAACUCGAGGAACGUCGAGGUAUUCCUAGCUGUAGCAAACCACAGCGACUUCCGCACUCAAGUUGUUGAGAUCAUCUACGACGAUGCCCUCCUGCCCGCAACCGACACUCUGUGGCACGGCGGCCUCUGGCUAGGUCCAGCCCAGCCGCUCGAGGAGCAGUGUACCAAAGGUCUGCCGCCUCGUUGGAUCCGCCAAGCUUGCAAGAACGACUUGGAGGCUCUCAUUGAGGCGAGCGAUGAUGAGCGCCGACACUUCUUGGAAGAUUACCUCUCGCAAAAUUUGACUUGGCAGAAGCUGAGAAUGUACCACUGGGAGAUGACGCUGCCCUACUAUUUCCAACUCCUCCGAGACCAGCAAGCCGUUCUCGACGACGGGUCAUACGUGGAGGCACUGCAUUUUGGCCUCGCCCAAUUCCCCGCGCUUCGGAAAAUCACCGUCACGGCCGCUACGCACGGUCGGCUGUUCAAUCCAUUAUACCACACGCCAAUGAUCAGGCAGUUCCCGCGGGUGUUCCAGUAUCCUAUCCCCCACGGAUGGCUAAGGCGCUGUGAGGAUGUUCAUACUUAUCACAACUGGGCCACUUCAAGAGAAGGUUGGAAUGGGUUUCGUGCUGUUAUCGAAGCUUUAUCGGAGAAUCUUGACGGCGGAAGAGUUACAGAAUUAUCCGUCGAUGCUCAUCUGGAACAUACCGGAAUAGAUGUCAGCUUCCUCAAUACUGAGACCAAAAUCUUCAAGCAAUUCGAGGCUCUUCUUGCGAGAAAGGACUUUACAAGCUUGAAACUCGAUCUGUCUGGCCUUAGCGAGGAGUUGACUGAGGCUGGAAAUUCGGACCGAUGGGAUCACAUGAGCAAUGGUCUUCUGCGCCGCGCACUUUCUGGCGCUCGAAACUUGAGGCAUCUCAGUCUUGCGACCAGCGAGGGCUGCAUCCCAGGAUACGGGACCUACCGCCCAACAACGCCGGUGCCGCUCAGAAGCAUGAUUCCCAAGAGCUGCUCUGCGCGUCUCCAGCACUUGGCACUCUGGUGUUUCUGGGUUGAAGAGAGCGAUCUGGUAGCUUUUCUUAGUGAGUUGCCAGAGGAGCUAGAAACACUUGAACUAAGCUAUCUCAAUUUCUCCCAGGGAAGCUAUCGGGGGACACUUGAGCAAAUAAGGGAUGGGAUGGGAUGGCAAAACAGAGAGAGAAAGAUCCAGAUCAAGGUUAGCAUCCAUGGAGUUGAGACAUCCAAUGCGCCAGUUUAUGGAAAAUCAAUAUGCAUUGAUGAGGAGGUACAUGCAUUCAUCUAUGAGAGCGGACCAAAUCCUUUCUCGGGGAAAGAACCAAAACCAAACGCUAUAUUUCGCAAUUUGUUGGAGGAUGGGGUAGGGAUAAUCACUGACGCUUUUGGUUCCAAAAUUCCGACGUUUAAAUAG